GAAUGUGCGGUCAUGCGAUCCCCUGACAUAAAACCGCGGCCCGUCCACUUACCGACUCCUCUCCAGCAGCGGAGGAAAAAUUAACAGAGGGUGACUCGUCACUGUGGCGCCGACGACCGAAAAAAGAAAAAAAGCACAGAUUCCAAGACGGCGCAAUGGGAACCAGCCACCGUCUCCUAUUGGUCGCGAGUCGAUGGAACGGACCAAUGGCGAGCCUCCAAGAGCCAAGAGAAGGCAACUGGGAGACCUCAAUAUCUCUGGAAUCAUCAGACGCUUCCAGGUCUCGAGCGGGCCUGGAACACACGCCGCGGUACAGCCUCAGGCAUCGGGUGCUCGUAUGUGCCUCAGUGACACCUCCUGUCCUCUGCGGUUGUUUCCUAAGUUCCUUCGUGCCAUGGAAAUUUGAGUGAGUGCGUGCGGGAGUGCGUGCGAGUCCUGAGUCGUUCACACAUUCAAGAUGGGUGGCGACGUGUCAAGGAACGGCAAGAUCGGCGCCGGGGUGGUGUUGUUCCUAGUGUUGGCGGUGGUGGCGGUGCUGACGGUGGGUUCAGCGGUGGGCUGGUACGAUGAGGAGACCACCAAGACCCUCGGCCCUCUCGCGGGACAAAAGGAACGGCUUGAUGGCGGAAGCUUGAAGCCAACACAAGUCGAGACCUUCACUGAACCUCGAGCACCCUGGCGACCCUACGAGGAGGAACAGCACGAAAACCAGUAUGUAGACAGUCAGACUUCAGGACUCUUCGUGCCUCAGGAGGAAUGGGCGGAUGAAAUCGGGGUAGGUGGGCGGUGCGGAUGCAAUUUGUCCACUCUGGUCCACUUAGUGAGCGCCCGCAUCCCUCGUGGACCGCCGGGAGCGCCAGGCAGGGAUGGCAACCCGAGUCCCCCAGGCCUGUCGGGUAAUCCAGGACCACAGGGGGAGAGAGGAAUGCCUGGACGACGAGGGGAGAAAGGAGAGCGAGGUGAGGUGGGAUCUCCAGGGCCUGAGGGAUACCAGGGGCCAAAAGGAGAGCCAGGCGUGGACGGUAUCUCAGGUCCAGUAGGUCCCCGAGGCCCACCAGGACCCCCAGGACCACCAGGAUGGACGUGGGGAGACAGCAGCUCCAAAAAGCCUGGUUGGAGGCACCCUAGCAAUGGAUACCAGUCCCACUUGGAAGGCGUGCACCCUGAGGUAGUUCCCCUGAUGCCCUCAAGCCGCCCAGGUCCUCAAGGGUCUCCUGGCAUCCCUGGUGAAGUGGGUCCAAGGGGUCCUCGUGGCUACCCAGGAGCAAAGGGCGAGACAGGAUACAAGGGAUCUAAAGGACAGAAGGGAGAAGAGGGGCCACAAGGACCUAACGGGCGCCUGGGCAACAAGGGGACACGCGGACCUCCCGGUGUGGACGGUCUUCCAGGGACACCGGGACUUAAGGGACAGAAAGGGGACCGUGGGCCGCGGGGACAUGGGCUGCCAGGUCCGAGAGGUCCACCAGGAGAGGGAGGUCGAUUCUCGCAGGAGGAGGUGAGGACAAUGGUGCUGUCUACUCUGAAGGUCUACGUGGACACCAACCCGACGGAGAGAACCAGUCUGAAGAACCUUGCUCGCAAGAUCGAACUAGUUAUGUCCAAGGGCGUGGAUGGGACCCCAGGACAGCCCGGCAUGAAGGGAUCCAAGGGGGAGGAGGGACCACGGGGACCACUAGGACCCCCUGGACAUCCUGGCAGCUCUGGACCUGUGGGUGAGCCAGGAGAGCAGGGCCCCAGGGGUAGGGACGGGCGGACAGGACAAGGUGAGGCCGGAGCUCCUGGACCCAUCAUGACCACUAACGGAACCAUCGUCGAAGUCAAGGGACAGAAGGGAGACCAUGGACACAAGGGAGAUAUGGGCACUAAGGGUCCCAUUGGUCCUCCAGGCCCCCCAGGACCCCCAGGGAUGCAGGUGGGACAAGACCGCUUCUCCAUCGCCCAAGACACCUUCGACGUGGCUGGCAUCAAGGGAGAGAAGGGAGACAGAGGCGCGCCCGGUCCACCUGGUCCACCUGGAAACAGCCUAGGCACUAUGGACCGCGUUUCCUAUACCAGCGGGGGAGUCUAUGGUCUCAUGCCCCGUCCCCGCCCCCGCCUGGGUCAGAACGACUACGGCAUGGACGACGACAACGACAGGCCCCUGAUGGGUGAACCAGGGCUCCCAGGCUCAGAGACCCCAGGACCUCCAGGUCCCCAAGGUGAACCCGGACCCCCAGGACCCCCCGGCCCUCCAGGAGCCCCCGGACAGUCUAGCGGUGACCCACAGCUGAUGCCAGUCCCAGGACCACCCGGCCCACCAGGCCCCGCCGGACCACCAGGACUCAGCACCUCCCCUCACUUCAUCCCUCGCAGAUACGACUUCGGGUUUGGCCGAGGCUCCUCAGGAUCUCCCCUCCAUGGCGAAGGUGUGUUCAGGUCCCUGCCCGCCGCCUCCACUGUUGGCCUCGGUUUGGGUUCCAGUCCGCCCCUCUCCUUCACGUCCCGCCAGGCAAUGCUGCAGGCGUGGUCCCAAUACGACCGAGGAACGCUUGCCUACGUGCUGGAUGACGACUCUUUGUUCCUGCGUGCGGCAAGAGGCUGGAGGGAGAUCAUGAUGGGAACAGACUUGGCGCCACAGAAAGCCUCGCCCAUCCCCACACGUCCACCCUCUACCACCCCUGAACACAACCCUAACGUAGAGACCCUGCCCGAGGAACUAGCCACCGACCACAGCACCGGCGGGAGGUCCUGGUGGAAAGAACCUCUUACCACGGACACUGAGAGUGAAGAAUGGAAUCUGAAGGAGCUGCGUGUCGCCGCCCUCAACGAGCCAGGGACCGGGGAUCUCCACGGCGCAGGCGCGGACUACACCUGCUACAGACAGGCACGGACGGCGGGUCUUCGGGGCACCUUCAAAGCGCUGCUAUCAGGACCCAGACACGACGUGGCUUCACUGGUACGCUUCGCAGACAGACAGCAACCUAUUAUCAACCUCAGGGGCGAAGUGGUCCUGGGGUCGUGGCGUGACGUGGUGGCUGGGGAAGGCGCACAGUUUCUCGAGCAACCCAAGAUUUACUCCUUUGAUGGACGCGACGUGAUGCAGGACCCGAACUGGCCUGUCAAGUACGUCUGGCACGGUUCAAAUAAGUACGGCGAGACUUCCCACAACUACAACUGUAACGCCUGGUCCAGCUCCUCGGCUCGGGUCUUCGGGAUGGCUUCGUCGCUGGCCUCGCUCAAACUCCUCGGCCAGAAGAAGGUUCCUUGCGAUAACAGACUCAUCGUUCUCUGUAUCGAAACAUCGAGUACUCUUCCGAAGAGAAGGAAGCGGGAGGCGUCGACGGAGGGAGAGAGUCUAGACCAGGAGCUGCAGGAAGGACUUCAGUUUGAUUACCAGGAUCCUGAAGGAGAGGUGGAUGGCACGCCGUACGAGGGCGAAGAUCAAGAGGGCCAAGAUGUAAGUGGGAAUGUGGCGUCGUCUUCUUCCGGUGAAUCUGUGACCACCGCUGAAGUUGAAGACCACGUUGAGGUCUACAAAAGAGGAGAUGGACAGCAAGCCAAGCCACCGAGCCUCAUAGACGACUUGGUUUACGAGAUCUAGGGAAUUAAAAGAUCCGUGACGUGUCCCUCCCUAAUCUUCGCGCCAUGUACAGAACCCCAAAGAUGUUUCUCGUCCGUACGUACGUCACUUUUCUCUUAUUGUACGACUUCCCUCAACAGAGCACGUUUGGAGCAACACGGGUUUGUCGCAGAGAAAAGAGGUGCUCGCCUGCCUAUUGAUCGCCUUCGUCAUCUUGUCGUCUGGUAUAGCCUACAUACAUAGCUGCUCUGUGUCCUGUUGCCGCGCGCUGCUCACUUUUGACUCAUCAUGUACCGUGAAUCGUCGUUGCCUUCUGCAGCUCUGGUAUCCUACGUCCUAUGUUUUCUUCAGGCGACGAACUCAAUACCUCCAUGCCGUUUUCUGUUCCUUCACGGUUCCAAGUCUUCCUUCACCACCACAUCUAUUUUGGUGCCUCAAUCUCGCGUCAGUUACCUCGGUUUGGCAGCGAGAGGAGCUCCAGGCCCAAGACGCUGCUGGAAAACACUGCUCCUCCAGGUGUCUUUAGCGGCACACGAUUCCUUCAUGCAGUAUACACAUCUUCGUCCUCAGCACCUCAGUGGCCUCCUCCGUGGGUUCCUCCUUCAGGUUGAGCACCGUCGCCAAUCUGUAAGGACACGCACCUGUCCGUGAUGCUUCCGUAACCAAGUCUUCCAGUGUGAUAUUGCCUUGUCGCGCCUCAAGCAACUCAUGUCUUCCAGUCUGUGUAUAUACUAGACAUAACUAUAUUUUACUCACACUAGGACUCACCAUGGUGAGUCUCAAGGAGUCUCCCUCUUUAUCGAUUUUCAAGUAUAGCACUGAUUUCCUCCUAUUGUUCUUCAGAUAACUUAUAAAGACUACUCUUAAGAUUAGCGCCAUUUGUAUACGUGUUUCUGUUGUCCGUGGUUGACAAGGGACUGGUUUGCGACUUUUCAUGCAAGCUGUCUCUCGCUCCAAGAGAGAGAGAGAGAGAUAGAAGAUUCUAUUAUAAUUAUACUAGUUUUGCGUCCUUACUGUUGUGAAUGCGCAUACAUGCACACGUUCAGCCACUCCAUACACACACACACACACACACACACACACACACACACACACACACACACACACACACACACACACACAAUGGCUUUAUUUCAGGAAUGUGACACAAAUACACUCUAGUACUGCUCUAUACGAAGGUGAUGCAUUAGACCUUCUUAUAUAGCAUUACGAUCUGCUGUAAUAGUAAGAGGAGAUAAUGAUCUUCCUUUUCUACAUUAUCAUUAUUUUUCUUCUACAUGUGUUACAAAUUACUUUUUGCUUGUCAACACAUCACGGAACAAAUAUGUCCUGGAAACACGAAUGAUUAAAACAGCUGUUACAAGUA
Molecule: messenger RNA, 4925 nt
Organism: Portunus trituberculatus (swimming crab)
Lineage: Eukaryota; Metazoa; Arthropoda; Malacostraca; Decapoda; Portunidae
Product: collagen alpha-1(XVIII) chain-like
Source: RefSeq, a predicted model, not a curated record